UUCCGGGGAGGCGGAAGCGGCGGGCGGGCGGCGGAGCGCGGCCAUGGGCGCCCGCGGGCUGAGGGAGGCCGUGGUGGAGCUGGAGCCGGAGCCGGGGCACGCCCGCGAGGGCAGCGCAGACGGAGGCCCUGCCGAGGGCCGGCCUGUGGUGAUCCUGCUGGGCUGGGCCGGCUGCCAGGACAAGUACCUGGCCAAAUACAGCGCGAUCUACAGCCAGAAGGGGUGCACGGUCAUCCGUUACACAGCUCCAUGGAGGAUGAUAUUCUUCUCCGAGUCCUUUGGCAUCAGAUCCCUGCAGACGCCGGCCAGGCAACUCCUGGAGCUGCUCUUUGACUACAGCGUUGAAAACAGACCGCUUCUUUUCCACGUUUUCAGCAACGGUGGUGCCAUGCUGUACCGCUACAUCAUCGAGGCGCUGCACACCCACACGCCCUUUCAGAGCCUCAGAGUAGCUGGCACCAUUUUCGACAGCGCCCCUGGCAGAAGAAACUUGCGAGGAGCCCUUCGUGCCCUGGCCACUGUCCUGGUCUCCGUGAACGUGCUGCUCAAGUACUUCCUGCUGUUCACUUUUGCCAGCGCGGCCGUGGUGCUGCGGAUCCUGCUGUACCCGCUGACGCGCUUCGUGCACCAGAGCCACUACGACGCGCUGCUGCAGGCGCCCUCGCGCUGGCCCGAGCUCUACCUCUACUCCCAGGCCGACCUCAUCAUCAAGGCCAGCGAGGUGCAGCUCAUGGCCGGCGCCCGGCAGCAGCUCGGCGUGCCUGUCAAAGCUGUGGACUUCUCGGACUCGCCUCACGUGGGCCACCUGCGGGUGUACCCCACCCACUACCGCAGCCUCUGCAGCACCUUCCUGUCUGACUGUGUCGGGGCCUGCCCUCCCUAGGGCUCUGCUGGCCUCAGUGGUUGCCUCUCCUUGCUCAGCUCCUAUGGGAAAUGUCACCUCCUUUGCUUGUGUGUCUUUGAAGCGGGGAAAGUAGAGGCUUCUUGUUUGGUUUGUUUGUUUGUUGUUUUUUUUUCCCCCUACCAUCUACAAGUCUGAAAGCCUCCAGCCUGGCCUUUGGACCAGCCACGUUAGAGCAGAAAGUAGAUAUGGAUUAAUUUAAAGUCCUGAAGGUGAAAUCCUGUCAUGAUUCAUGUUGAUGUGCUCUGCCAAGGUGUCACAGAUCAGAAUCUUACACUGAGUAUUAUGUCUUUCCUCCUGUCUUGUUCUCUGCUCUCCAUGUUGUCUCCUUGUCCCUAAUGUCCAAUGUGCAUGUUCUGUUGCAUGUAUUAAUUUUACAAUACAGCUCUUCCAUGUCUUUGUUGUUUGUUGUUUUUUUUUCUCUCUGCCAUUUCUUUUAUCUUGCAAUGAGCAAACAGAGCCAAGUUUGCAGGAUUCUUUGAUUUUCUCAGUGCAUCCCAGCUCUUGUUGUACUCUCCUUGUUGGAGAUCAGGCCCUGAAACCAAGUGUAAGACCAGGCAAAGGUGUGUGCAGGGCAGUAUGACCAGACUGUUAUCCCUGGUUCCAUUAAAUAGCCCAGAUAAAACAGUCAAAGCUCUCUGAUCCAUGGUGGGAGCUCAAAUGUUUGUGAUAACUUUUGUGUUCUUCAACCCAGAGGUUUAAGCUAACAUUUUUCAAUAUGUUUAGUGUUUUGUUUCUCUUCCUUCCAGUCUUUUGUGUGUUCUACUGAGUAGUUUUGCUUUCUUGGAGAGCUACUUAGUUGUUAAUUGUAUGUCUUGAAGCAGCUGAUAUUUUGCAUCUGGAUAUUCAGGGAAAUUUUUGGAUUACAGCUGUGCCAGACCCCAGAAACAGAAAGGUGGAAUUGCAGAAGAAAAUGGAACUGUCUCUUGGAGCUAUGCUUUAUACUGGGUAUUUCUUAAAUCACCUCCAGCCUACAAAUGACCAUGAAAUAUGAUGUUUUUGUCCAUAAUGUUCUCUUCAGAUGACCAGUCUUUGCAACGUGUACAAGAAAUUAAUUCCUUCCACCUAGUGAAAAUGUAUGUCAUUGCACUGUACUUCAUGUUUGGGUUUAGGUUUUAUUGUUUAUUUGGGGGAGAAGUGGGGGUAAAGACAGAGGAGAACCUGCUGAUAUGUUUAUGUUAUGUCACAGUACAGCAGGCUAAUUAAUAACAUGAUGAACAAGUUUAGCCAACUUUAAAUUGCCAGGAAGAAGCUCUGGAGGGCUGUGACAUGGGCCUGCUUGAACAAGGAACUGCCCUAGAGAGGUAGGCACUUAAAAAGCAGGAGGAUUUUUGCCUUUUGGUUCUGCCAGUGGGUGGCUGUGCUGCUCCUGCCCACCCUUGGGGUGCUGUCACCCACAGUUACAAAACUCCUGCUGUUCUGGAUUGAAAUGCCGAGGGGGAAGUCCCUGGGAAGCACUAAAAUAAUUUGGCAGUUUAACACAAGAACUGUAACACCUCACAGAAGUGAAAGCACAGGGUGAGUGGCAGUGGUGACCACACAGCUGGUUUGUAGCAGACUAUUGUGACAAUGCUCAUUUACAGCAGAAUAAUCCUCUGAUGGGCAUGGUUUUAGAGGGAGCGUUGGGCUGUAUAUGGGAUAAGUGAGAAUUAACUGAAAAGGGCCUGAUGACCUGGUUUGGUUUUUAUUUUUUAAAAGUGAAAACUGUCUCCAGGCACAGGAGCUUGUUGCUUGGGACCCAAUCUUCUGUAGGUGUGAUCCCAGUUCCAGCUCCCACUGUGGCAAUGGGGUGUGAGGGCUACUCUGUGCUAAGAGCCUUCAGCCAUCCCCUUUUCAUGGAGAAAUUCUUGUUUCUAGGGUUUGGACCUGUCAAAUCCAGGCAUGGUCCCCUAUCUCCAGAAUGCCCAUCUGAGAUCUCCCAGCUUUUUAAAGCAGGCCCCUGGUUUGUGCUGUCAGUGCUGUAGCUCCUGAGCUGUGAUGUGUUCAUCUGCCUUUUCAGAGAUCUGGGCUGGAGCUUCUCAGCAUCCAGCCUGUUUGUGGCACUGUGAACACUCUUGGGGAACAGAGGUGAAAAAGUUAUUUAACCAGCACUUGCCCUCAUGCUGGUUUCUACAGGUUCAGUAUUUACAGAUCAGUUAAACACUCCAUAAUAGACGCCUCUGAAUUAAUACAGUUGUUCCUGGGGAUCUGCUGUUCCUGUUUAUUGCUGUGGGUGUUGAACUUCUCCUGUUCAAGGACUCAGGCUGUUACAGAGCACGGCUGGCAGGAGCUGGAGCUGAACCCUCUGCCCCUGCCUGACAGGAUGGUGAGGCUUCCUCUGGGAAAAGCCUCACAUGUCAGCUGCACCUUCCUUCCUCACUUUCAGCUCCCCACCACGGUGGUGCCACCUCCCCAGCUCAGCCCUGCUUCCCACUUCCCAGGGCAGCAGGCAGGGAGCGGGUGCUGCCUGCUGGAGCUUCGCAGUCAGAGUGUCCUGAGCUGUGCCAACAGGAAUGUGCUCACAGGCGUUUCCACUGCUGCAAAAGUGACUUGAAAUUCGGAGGUGAUUUGUGUACACAGCUCUCUGAGAGCAGGAUGAUUUGCAGCACCAGUCUUCUGAGUGGGUUUUGUUUUCUGAGUCCCAGCAAGUUUUAAUUCCGGUUGUGAGCGCUGUGUGAUAUGCUGGCCUCUGCUUUCCUGUACUGCCUGUGCCCCCACCUCCCUGCCCUCCGUAUUCCUGUGGCUUAUUUGAAGCAGAAGGUUAAUAACUUGGAGCCUGAAGGCACAUGGCUGAGAACUGAUCCAAGCACUACUGGAUUUACAAAAACCCAGCCUCAGACCCUUAAUCCUUGCUAAACUGUCACGGUUUGGCGCAGCCGGUGUUCCUAAAGAGCUUCAGCCUGAACACUGAGAGCCCAAAGGUUGUGAUAUCUUGGCAAAUCCAGGUAAAUCUCUGAGAUGAGCUACGGGGAGGAGGGGCACUGCAGAUCUGUUCAUUGGGAGGAAAAAAUGCAGCAUCCUUGGACUUGCCUCGAGGGUAGGGAGUGGGAUGUGGCCCAGAGCUUGUUUUCCUGCAGACUGUGACACAGUGUGGGUGGAACACCAACAGUAGUGGGAGAGGAGGACGCUCACAGCUGGCUACCACAGCUGUGGUAAAGCAAAAUUAACUUUCCCUCAGUAACAAAAUCUAUUUGAGUGUUUCCUGUGAGGGAACUGACUCCUGGCUUGCUCCCCCGUGCUGCCUUCUCUCCCCAGGCAGUGGUGAUGUUACAGGGUGGUUUUGAAAAACAAAAAAAGCCACUUAGUGGUCAGGGUGGUCUGUGUGGCUGGGCUGGAGUGCUCAGCUGCUCCUGACAGGGCUGGGAGAGCUCCCUGUGGCACUGGGGGAGGCUGUGGUGGGGAACUGGGCAAGCCAGGGGCAGGAUCCAGCCAGCCAGGGCUCAGGUUUGGAGCUGGGGGAACAUUUUGCAGCGGGAGUAAUUCAAAUUAGGCUCCUGGGUGGGGACUGACCUGUGCCCACACCUCAUAAAGGUGUUUUUAAGGUGUGUGGGCUGAGGUCCCAUUUUCAUGCAUGUUGGGAUGCUGGAGGCAUAUGCGUAGAGCUCUGCCAUUGAUGGAAAAGUGGGAAUGGAUGGGAUGGGACCGAGCAAUCCAACCCCGUGCUGCAUCCCAAAAGGUGAAGGAGGGAGGCUGGUCUCCCCUGCCCGUGGAGGGGCUGUGCAGACCCGGGAGCCCCGUGCCGGGCGGGAACAGCUCCACGAGAUGGCAGCAGGACCCCUCUUUCCCGCAUGGAGAGAUUCCUGCUCUAGGAAACAGCUGAGCACAUCCUGGUGAAGACCCCAACAGCACAGCUCAGCCCAGCGCUUCUGAGUUCCUGAGAGCAUCUCCUGCAAAAGGGCUCCUCUUGGGGCAAGGAAAAAGACCAGCAAGAGCUAACUCCGAUGACAAGAACUGGAGAUGGGAGUUGAUACAGAACAGCAUCUCUCCCUAGGGAUGCCUGCCUCUGGAAUUUGUACUAGAUCCCAUUCCUCAGCUUUAACUGAUUGUUAAAACCAAAAAUCUAGCAGCAGGAAUAGCUUUCCUGCCCUUCUCACCUCAGCAGACUAGGUCAUAGCACUUCCCUCUCCAUCACCCAGGGAAGGCUGUCUGUUUCUUACAUCAAUCUCUGUAAAAGUGUGAUCAAGCAGACCAUGGCCCAACUUCUGGGAGCUCCACAUAUCAGGACUCCGGAGCUCCCCUGGGCUCCCUGUAGUCCUCAAGCCCUGGGAAAGGAGCUGAGCUUAGUGCUGCUCUUCUGAAAAGGCUGGCAGGACCUCCCAGCACACAGGGCUGGGGGCUGGGGAUGCAGUUAGGAAACAGGACAGCACAAAUGGGGGCCCAGAGCCACCACCUGAUCUGUCUCCUAAUGUCCAGCACAGCCACACAGCUCCUUCACCCAGCCUGGGGCAUGAGCAUCCCUCCAUCUCCUUCCUUUUGAAUUUGGUCCCCCUCCCCUCAUUUCUGCAUCCUCAUAUGGCUGCAAGUGCACCCCAGCACCAUCAGACAGGCCAUGUGGGCACGGCUGGGAUGAGCAGAAGUGGGCACGGCAUCCUUCAAUCACCCUCCCAAACCUAUGGGGGCUGGGGCAGGCAGAGCUUGGGCAGCCCUGCCCCCAUGGAAUGAUGGAUGAGCUGACAAUAGGGUAUUGAUAAGGAAUUAACCUUGAGCCCUUCUUGCUUCAGUGUCAAUAGAGCAGGAGCCAAGUACACACGUUUGAUUGGAAAUCUGUGUUUGGCCUCUGCUGCCUCUGAGCCCAUCGAAGGAGAGAGACAAGAGGGAGAUGUGAGCUGCCCUGCUGCCCCAGCUGGGACCCCUCCAAGUGGAUCCCUCUCAGCUUCCCCUGCUGCUGCAGUUGACUGUGGGCACCCAGCUCUAGUGGCUGCAGCAGCCUCUUUGCCCCCAGCCUGGCAUGUGCAGGGCUGGGUACCAGGGCCCCCCUUGUUCCCUAAAGGGCCUGUGCCCAUCUUGCACUGGCCUACACUCGGAGCAGUUUGUUUAAUUAAGUGUUUUGCCUAAUGGGAUUGCCUCAUUUCCAUAACAAACUGGCGGGCUGUCAUUAGGUGGGCUCCCUCAUUCAUUACUGUUAAUUAGAUAUGGAUCCCCCAGAAGGCGGCGCGGGGUGAUGAACGAGGCCCCUGACACACGCUAUUACACAUUAGCAUUUUCUCAAUAUAUCCGAUACAUCACGCUCCUCCGCUUCCUAAAGAUAUUUUAAAUAAAAUAUUAGCAGCCUGCUGUGGGGUAGGUGAGAGGGAGGGGGGUUUCUGCCCUUCGCCCUGGCCUCAGGCCACCUUUGGGCUGGAAGUGGAUGGGAGAGGGGCUGAGACGCUUCACUGCUCCUCUCCAGCCAAAAAAGUGGCCAAAUCCCACCCUUUCCCUAUCCCUGCCACAGCAGAUGGAAAGAGGUCCCUGACAUCCUUACUGCCUCCUCCCACCAGCCUGGGGACCCCCAGCACCCCAUCCCUGGGGGACACAGCCAUGAGGAGGGGAUUGAAAACAGCCCAUUGACCCAUCUGCGAAAUGUUUGUAAACCAAAAGCGUCGGCGCCAGCCGCGUGCCGGGGGGAACCCGACCUCUGCCCCCCCUGCCCAGCAGCCUCCCCGUCCCUGGGUCGGGGUAACCCUACCCGGCACUGGAGGCCCCUAAUGCAGGAGGUAUAGAUCUGUUGGGGCUGGGCGUCUCCUGCCCCCACCUAACGCAGCCGAUGAGACUUCAUUGUGGGGGUGUCCCCUGAGGGGUGCCCUUCGCCCUGCCCUCCUGGCUCCGUGGGGGGACCAGUUGGGGGAACCCACCCGUGGUGGGGCCUGGUGCACGUCCCAGCAUCCCCCUGCAUCUGUCCCUGCAUCCCAAACAGGAGCAGGACUCCCCUCUGGGACAUUACUCACAUCCAGGGGCUGUGGCGUGUGGGGGGUGUCUCUGCUGCCUCUCGCCUGCAAAAGGAAACACAGAGAAGCAGAAAGCACCCGAGAAGAUUUAUACUUGUUUAAUUAAUGUCAAAUGUAGUUUACAAACGGGAGUGACAAGUACCUCUUUGUAUAGUAUACACUGACACACAAUCAUUGACACACCGGAAUAUCGCUUUGUGCAACUGGGAUUCUUUGGGCAAAGAUAGGUAACUCUGAUAUUUCACUUUUUUUUUUUUUUAAAUCAUUUAUACUCAUUACAGAAGAGGGGAAGUGGCAGAUGCCUGUUACAAACUGGGAUGCCUCUCUCCCCAGCCUUCCCCCUGCAGCUUCCCCUUUGAAAACGGGGGAUGACUUUACAAUUUAAACAAAAAGAAUUUACCAAAAAUAAACCCCAAAGCAAAGAACCAAUGACUAGUUACAUAUGGUUUUACACAUACGUACAUAAAGCACAUGGCUGGUCCACAACACCUGCCAGAAGGGCCCUGGGAGGGAGCUAGGCUAUUUCCAAGGAAGGGCUGGGUAGGGGCCUCCUACCCUCUUGCUCUUCCUGGCUGUCUCUCAAACCCACCUGGCUGCACCCUCUCCAUCUCUGAGACCUUAACACCAGCACACUCCCAGCUGAGCCCUGGGCCCUGCAAGGUUUUCUCCCUUUACAAAUGCAGCCUGAGCUGUGCACGCCUGCCCUUCCCCUGCUUGUGCUGCUGGCUGCAGGGUUACCCUGCAGUGACACCCCCUGCCCGCAGUCCCCCUGUGAAAGCAGGACACUCUGGGGUGCCCUGGCUCCCUCUGGCACAGGGCAGAGGAGGCUGCAGCACUCUGGUCUCAGAGGCAACAGAUAUGACCUUGGACACAAGGGAAACUCCCAGUUAGGAACUGUCACCUUUUGAUGUGUAUGAAACAAUAUCUCCUUCAAUUUCAUUUGGGGUUUUUUUGGGUGCAGUGGGAUCCUUCUGAAAUCAGCCAGGAGAUGCCAAGGCUGCAGCUGUUCUCUGCAAAAGAGCUCAGGGUAGGGAAGCAGUAAUGGGACUGUCACUCCCCACACAUCCUGCUCACCCA
Passer montanus (Eurasian tree sparrow) is the source of this 7881-nucleotide messenger RNA. It is a transcript of the gene TMEM53, whose product is annotated as transmembrane protein 53. Bases 44 to 883 code for a protein of 279 amino acids. The record is from RefSeq and is a predicted model, not a curated record. The transcript has 3 exons. Lineage: Eukaryota; Metazoa; Chordata; Aves; Passeriformes; Passeridae.